CGAACAAAACGGCGCAUAUUUGACUUAAAUUGGAUAAUUUUAAGUAUGUUAAAUAAAGCGUCAGAUUUUGAUAAGAAAUACGACAUUUCUUUUUCCCCGACCUUAUAUAUUUUUUUUAAAUAAUGAAAAAUAAUAUUUAAACCAGAGAUCGAAAUCCUCGCUCGGAUGCACAAUAAAUAUUCAAUCAAUCAAUCUAGUUUUCGAUUAACCGUGUAUUGUUGAUAUUUUCGUCUCUUCGUUUUCACCGAAAAUUCUUUUUCAGAGAGAAAGAGAUGUGGAAAAUAUCGUUCUCGGAAGUUCAACGAGAAUGGUUUUUCGUCUCUCAUUUGGUACUGAAAAUAUGGAGCGAAAAUCAUAUUUAACUUCACCAACGUUAAUCUGUUAGGACAGCGUCCAAACGAUUUGCAUUUGGACAGCGUCUGAAUUGUACAAUUAUUAAUCCAUCUCAUGUUCACUUCACGAUGAAACCCAAUAUUGCCGCAUAUUUUCAUGCAAUGUUUUCAGCUGUACUGAAGAAGUGAAAAACCAUUAUCGGCAUCAAGGAGUCACUGAAAACGAAACCAUUUUUCGGCAAUCAUAACUCACCGAAAAAUAAAAAUCGGCUUUGCGUUUCUCGCGAGAAUCGAAGUGAGCGUAUAACAUUCUCUCGCCUCUCAUAUUCUCAGCUAUUUUUCCCUGUGGGUGAAAACGGAUGUUUUUCGUCUCAAAUCGGCGAGCAUUUCGAUCUCUGAUUUAAACAAUUUCAUUCAAAAAUAUGGUUUGCUGCACAAAGCGCGUGAAGUCCUCUUUAAAAAAUUUCCCCGAAAGACGAAAUCCUACGUUAGGUUGUACUAAAUACGUUAGGUCAAAAAUAAUAACAUAGAUCAAGAAGAUCGCUAUCGAGCUCCCCACACUUUUCGCAUACAACAAGAGGAGCGCUAUUGCGCUCCCCCGUAUUCAAAUGGUUAAAAUCGGUUGAUUGAAAAAUCGGAUUUUUUCAGAAAUUUUCCUGAAUUUCGAAUAGGAAGGUCGAAAAAUUCGGAAAAUUGAAUUCCUAUGUAUUAUACAAUAACAUCAUGAUACAAUAACAUCAUGAUUCUUCACAUCUGGCAUCCCUGUACCAUACACAAAAUAGAAUAGUAUACCCACCUUUCAUAACACUUGAUUUUGCGAGUUUCUGUUUUGAUCACAUUUUUGUUUCCUUCACUUCACCUUUCUAAAAUCUUCAUAACUCACGUGUAGUCAGUCACGUAUUCCAUUUGGUAUAUUGUUUUUCGACCGGAUAAUAUACACAGUUUACGUUUUAUCCUACAUCUUAACGAGUGACUGCUUCCAGUAGUUGAAAAAAAAGAGUUGAAAAGAAUUUCAUCAUGACCUUCAGCUGAGGUUGGUUUCUUUCUGUCGGCCUUGUGAGAUAUGUUACAUUCUUCAUCAGGAUCUUGAACGAACCACUGUAAUCUCUAAAUCGUGGUUUAAUAUUGUUAGUUAAAUAAGUAGAAGGAAACAAAAACCAUGGCAGCUAUUGAGGUUGAGAUAGCACCGGAGGUGAAAAUUGUUAAGGCUAAACCCGUCAGGAAGGUAUUCAAAGGGGCCACUAGAGUGGUGAACAAAAUACCCCAAGCGCUGUUGGACGAUGUAGAACUCAAUGCUGCCAUUGGAGUGCUUCCCACUAACUACAAUUUUGAGAUUCACAAAUCGAUCUGGCGCAUCCGGGAGAUGAAGGCAAAGAGAGUGGCUUUACAGAUGCCAGAAGGCCUCCUAAUGUUUUCACUCGUGAUCAGUGAUAUAAUUGAGCGUUUCACUGAAGCAGACACAAUUAUAAUGGGUGAUGUUACGUACGGAGCAUGUUGUGUAGAUGAUUACACUGCCAAAGCGUUAGGUGCUGAUCUGUUGAUACACUAUGGUCACAGUUGUCUUGUUCCCGUGGAUCAAACCGCCGGCAUUAAAGUGUUGUAUGUUUUUGUAGACAUCAAAAUAGACGUGUUGCAUUUCAUUGAGAGCGUGAAACUCAAUUUUCCAAAAAACCGUAAAUUGGCUCUGGUUAGCACUAUCCAAUUUGUUGCAACCCUCCACCUCGCGGCUAAAGAGUUACGAGAGGCCGAAUAUGACGUUGUAAUUCCUCAAUCCAAACCACUGAGUCCAGGGGAAAUCCUUGGCUGUACGGCACCUCGGAUAGAAAAUGAUCGAGUGGUCAUCUAUUUGGGAGACGGCCGGUUUCAUUUGGAGGCGGCAAUGAUUUCGAAUCCUUCACUAGAAGCCUACAAAUAUGAUCCUUAUGAGAAGAAAUUCACUCGGGAGCAUUACGAUCAUGCUGCGAUGCGAAGGAACCGAAAGAAGGCAAUCGAUGAUAGUCGUGAUGCUAAAAAAUUCGGACUCAUUUUGGGAACAUUGGGACGGCAAGGAUCUACAAAGGUUAUGGAGCACUUACAAAGGAGACUAAAACACCACAAGCGACAGGCUGUUAUCAUAUUACUGUCGGAAAUAUUCCCGAAUAAACUGGAACUUUUCAAGGAUGUUGACGCGUUCGUGCAGGUUGCUUGUCCGCGUCUUUCUAUCGAUUGGGGAACAGCGUUCGCGAAGCCCCUGUUGACACCAUAUGAGCUUUCUGUAGCACUUGGUGAUGCCCAAUGGAAGCUGGACAGUGGAUGCGAUAGGCCUGUGGAUCAAGGGUCCCUCUCGAAUGGAGAUACGUUGAUACAAGCUCAGGAGGCUUAUCCAAUGGAUUUUUACGCACACAAAAGUCUCGGUGAAUGGACUCCCAAUCACAAACCCUUGGACAUUUGUGAGAAUUCUCUGAGUGGUGGAUGCUGCGGAAAAUGUACAGAGGAGAAAAAGGAUCAAAAACGGAUCUCGAAUAAAUGAUCCAUGACAUAUACCUUAA
Toxorhynchites rutilus septentrionalis is the source of this 2860-nucleotide messenger RNA. RefSeq names its product 2-(3-amino-3-carboxypropyl)histidine synthase subunit 1 (gene Dph1). The record is from RefSeq and is a predicted model, not a curated record. Bases 1492 to 2841 code for a protein of 449 amino acids. Gene Ontology annotation, biological process: protein histidyl modification to diphthamide. The transcript is spliced from 3 exons. Gene Ontology annotation, molecular function: 2-(3-amino-3-carboxypropyl)histidine synthase activity. Lineage: Eukaryota; Metazoa; Arthropoda; Insecta; Diptera; Culicidae.